This is a messenger RNA of Adineta ricciae, 498 nucleotides long. Lineage: Eukaryota; Metazoa; Rotifera; Eurotatoria; Adinetida; Adinetidae. The record is from the annotation of a GenBank genome assembly.
AUGACAUCAACAACUGAUCCGAUUGAUACUUCGUCGACGGUACUUCAUUUUGGUCAACUUAUCUGGGCAAAAUUAGGAUCGGCACCGUUUUGGCCAGCUGUGAUAUUUACCGAAGAGAAUCAGGAUUGGAUUCGGCAUAAAGGUAAAUCGACGUAUGUUCAUGUUUUCUUCUUUGGUGAAACAGCUGAACGAAGUUGGAUUUCGGCCACCAAAGUUUUACCGUUUAUUGGAGCAUCGAAGUUUACUACACAACGGAAUACCUGGCGUCGAAAGAUGAAAGUUCAAAUUCGCGAGGAACAAAAGUUAAGUAUUAAAGAUCGAUCAAAUUUGAAUACAGCUAUUAAACAAACCGAAAGAUUGGCGAAAUAUUCCUUGAAAAAGCGUGUUAACAUUCUCAAGAAUGAAUGGUGGUACUGGGACCAGAUCGACGAAUCUGAAGAGGAUACUGAACCAACUAAUAAAGAAAUUCCAAUAAAACAGNCGGAACUUUCUAUUUGA